Molecule: messenger RNA, 597 nt
Organism: Leptonychotes weddellii (Weddell seal)
Lineage: Eukaryota; Metazoa; Chordata; Mammalia; Carnivora; Phocidae
Source: RefSeq, a predicted model, not a curated record
CAGCUUCUCCCAGGCGCGUCCUCCUGACCGGCUCCACGCGGAGCUAGGAUGGGUUAUCAUGGCUGCCAGAGCCUCCGAGGCAACUCCUGCCGGGUCCGGCUCUCACAGGACGGGUUCGAGAACUCCCAGGCACAGACGAGAGGCAAGCCCGCCUGCACAUUCCUGCACCUGCACUCACAACUUCACUUAGGUUCGCGGAGGAGAAAGGGCUGAAGGCUUUUGGCCCUUCGAGGCUUCCGUAGCGAGGGGGCGGGGCCCGGAAGGGGCAGGAUGGCGGCGCUGGACAGUGACAGUGAUGAGGACUUGGUCAGCUAUGGGACAGGCCUGGAGCCGCUGGAAGAAGGUGAAAGACCAAAGAAACCAAUUCCUCUUCAGGAUCAGACUGUCAGAGAUGAAAAAGGAAGGUAUAAACGAUUUCAUGGAGCCUUCAGUGGAGGUUUCUCUGCUGGGUACUUCAACACCGUUGGCUCAAAGGAAGGAUGGACACCCUCUUCCUUCGUGUCUUCACGACAGAACAGAGCAGACAAAUCUGUUCUUGGUCCGGAAGACUUUAUGGAUGAAGAGCCAGACGACAAACUCGUGGUGCUGGGGCAAUAG